Messenger RNA from Cannabis sativa, 2627 nucleotides. RefSeq lists its product as uncharacterized. The coding region runs from base 835 to 2298 and encodes 487 amino acids. The transcript has a single exon. Lineage: Eukaryota; Viridiplantae; Streptophyta; Magnoliopsida; Rosales; Cannabaceae. The record is from RefSeq and is a predicted model, not a curated record.
UGAAGUCAACGAAUAACAAAGUGAAAGUUUAGAAUAAUAAUAAUAAAAAAAAAAAAAAUUGUAAAUGAUAAUUGGAAUUGAUUGUUCUUCAUUUGAUUUAUGAUCAUCUUCUUGGUUUAGAAAGUAAGAAGUUACACCUAAGACCUGGCUGAAAUUUGUUAAUUGCUAUUGCUUAUUGAUGACUAGUGCCAUACGUGAUACAGUUGGCUUGCUUUGGAGUAAAGCUUAUCUGACACUGAUCAGAACUUGCAAGAAUUUAAUUCGGAUUAAACUAACCAUUGGAAUUUGAUAUAAUAUUAACUUAGUGGUUUAGAUUUAGAAUCUAGUAGAGCUGCAUUAUUUUAUUGUUCACUGUUGGGUGAUGGUACAUUACAUUUAACUUCUCUAGUAUAAUAUACUUAUUUUCAUCGGAAUUGUUUCAUCCAUGGGUGUGAGCCUGAAACAGCGGCUGGAAAUGUGUUUAACGCGGUAUAUAGUAUAUUAUAUACUAAACAUAGUAGAGGUUUAAGUAGGUCAAAUAGAGCUUCUAAGUCAAAAUGCAUAAACUUUGCUGCUCAAGCAAGUUACAUUGUUCUUUAUAAACAAUUAAUCAUUGAGAUUAUCAAUAUAUAGAGUCUUGAGAUCAAGAAAAAAAGGAUUGUGAGAUUUGACACCGUUCUCUGUCAAAACAAUUCAUGUCAUUUCAUCUAAUCUCCUUUAAGCUUUCUCUGAAGUCAUUCUCUUAUUUCAUACUGAGAAUAGAAUAAGGUUGCUCGGUUUUGUUCCCAAGAUUUCACCAUCAAAAUUUAGUUUGUCUUUCGAAUAUCAUUUUUAUGCUUCUUUGCCCACACUUCCAUGGCAAAGGAGCAAGCUUCUAUGGUUAGUUUCCGUCGGCUCUAUUGCAUUAUCUUCUUGUUUUGUUCAUUCUCAUUCAUAUCAUUUGUGUUUUGGUGCGAUUGUUGUGGCCCAUGUUUUAUUUUACACCAAAAACUGGAGCUGAAGCAAGUCCAGCCAAUUAACCUUCUUACAUAUCCUUCAGCGUGGAAUUAUCUUUCUUUCUCCUUAUAUCCGCCUAGAAAACUGUUAAAAAUUGGUCUGUUUGUCAAGAAAUGGCCUCAUAAAUCGCAUGCAGGAGGGCUUGAACGUCAUGCGCUGACUCUUCACCUUGAGCUUGCAAAACGUGGUCAUGAGCUCCAUGUCUUCACUACUUCCCAUGUAAAUUCUUCCUUUCCUAGCUACACAAUAAGCAAUUUAUAUUUUCACUUGUCAGAACCAACAGCCGGAGGCUAUUUGGACCAAGCUACAAUCUGGAAGCAGUUCCUAAUUGAAAACUCUACUGGAAAGCCUUUCGAUGUGGUGCAUACUGAAAGUGUUGGCCUCUUUCAUACUCGAUCUCGUCUUCUAACCAACCUGGCUGUUUCUUGGCACGGGAUUGCCUAUGAAACAAUUCAUUCGGACAUCAUUCAGGAGCUUCUGCGAAACCCUGAGGAACCCCAGGCAACUGUUUUGACUGAGAAAAUUUUAAGGGUUGUUAAUGAGGUGAAAUUCUUUCCAUUUUAUGCUCACCACGUUGCCACCAGUGACCAUGCUGGAGAUAUCCUAAAGAGGAUUUACAUGAUCCCGGAAGAUCGAGUUCAUAUUAUUCUUAAUGGAGUGGAUGAGGAAAUUUUUAAACCAGAUAUUGGCAAAGGGGAGGAGUUUAAAUUACAGCUCGGUAUCCCUGAAUCGAGGAAAAUAGUUUUGGGGAUGGCCGGAAGGCUGGUGAGGGAUAAAGGACAUCCAAUAAUGUUCGAGGCUUUGAAACAGUUAAUAACUGAAAGUGAUAAAUUCAGGGAAAGAAUUGUUGUUCUGGUUGCAGGGGAUGGUCCUUGGGCUUCUAGAUACAGAGAUCUUGGAGCCAAUAUACUUGUUUUGGGGCCUUUAGAUCAAGCUCAGUUGUCGGGUUUCUAUAGUGCAAUAGACAUUUUUGUGAACCCAACUCUUCGAGCUCAGGGAUUGGAUCAUACUUUACUAGAAGCAAUUCUGUCUGGUAAACCAGUAAUGGCAACCAGGGUUGCUAGCAUUACAGGUUCUGUAAUAGUGGGCACUGAAAUGGGUUAUACUUUCUCCCCAACUGUAGCUUCGUUAAAGAAUACCUUGUCUAAAGUUCUGGACGAUGGAAAAGAAGCUUUAAAGCAGAAAGGUCAGGCAGCUAGGCAAAAGGGUUUGCAGGUAUUCACAGCCACGAAGAUGACAGCCGCAUACGAAAGGCUUUUCCUUUGCAUAGCAGACGGUGGAGGAAAUGACAACAAUUGUCGCUACCAAGAUUCAUCAAAUUAAAGAAUAGCAAAUUAUGCUUAAACCUUUUCAGUUUAGGAAGAUUUCCCAGAAGUGAAUAAAAACUUUAACUUGGAUUCCUUUAAUCAUUAGGUGUAGGAUAUGACAAAGAGGCACAACAAAGUGUUCUUGGGUUCAAGUUAGAACGGAAAAAAACAUCUUCAUACAUUUAGCAAUCGCUUUCUUUGUAACUAUUAUGAAAGGGUGUCUACUGUAUUUGUCUUCUCUUUUUACGUAAUCCACUACUGUGCCUGCUUUUCUAGUUCCCUUGGAUUACUGAUUUUGUUGAUCUUGAUUGAAGAUAGUCUUAAUAAAAGACAAAUCUUGAGCAA